Messenger RNA from Micropterus dolomieu (smallmouth bass), 1403 nucleotides. RefSeq names its product dehydrogenase/reductase (SDR family) member 7 (gene dhrs7). Bases 93 to 1103 code for a protein of 336 amino acids. Gene Ontology annotation, molecular function: oxidoreductase activity. NCBI's taxonomy places the organism in Eukaryota, Metazoa, Chordata, Actinopteri, Centrarchiformes, Centrarchidae. The record is from RefSeq and is a predicted model, not a curated record. The transcript is spliced from 7 exons.
CGUUAGCUGCAGUUUUGUUUUAUAGAGGCUUGAUUUCACACAGUAGGAGCUGCUCAACUUCAGUCACAAGUCUGUUCAUCAUCUUUCAGCAAAUGGACUGUUGCAUCGUUUCCGCACUGUGGUGUUUUAUACCACUUUAUUUACUUAUUCACGUCCUGUGUUUCAUUUUCGCGGACGCAGACUUCACUCUGCUGUGGGCAAGUCUGUUGGGACACAAGCCAGAGAACAAACUGAAAGGGCUGGUGGUGUGGGUCACUGGAGCGUCCAGUGGUAUUGGGGAGGAGCUGGCUUAUCAGCUGGCAAGGUGUGGGUCACGUCUGAUCCUGUCUGCUCGACGUGAGGAUGAGCUAAAUAGGGUGAAACGUUGCUGUUUAGAGUGCUCCGACCUCCAGGAUAAAGAUAUUCUUGUUCUUCCACUUGAUUUGUUGGAGAGGACGUCGCAUGAGGAAAGAACAAAAGCUGCAAUCCAGUACUUUGGACAUAUUGAUAUCCUAAUUAACAAUGGCGGCCGAAGCCAACGCUCUCUGUGCAUGGACACCAGUGUUGACGUGUAUCAGGCCUUGAUGGAGCUCAACUUCCUGGGUACGGUCUCCAUCACCAAGCAGGUGCUGCCUCACAUGACGAGGCAAGGCACUGGGAGCAUUGUGACUGUCAGCAGCGUCGUUGGCCUUGCUGGAGCUCCCCUGGCAACAGGAUACUCUGCCAGCAAACAUGCUCUUCAGGGUUUCUUUAAUUCCCUCCGGACUGAGCUGACUGACUUUCCAAACAUACUUAUCAGCACAGUGUGUCCGGGGCCUGUGCAGUCACAGAUUGUCCACAAUGCCUUCACAGAGGAACUGAACAAGCCUGUGGCCACAGUUGGUAAUCAGGAAUACAAGAUGCCAACAAGUCGCUGUGUGCAUUUAAUGCUGGUGGGAAUCGCCAAUGGUGUCAAGGAAAUGUGGAUCGCACAGCAGCCCUUCCUCCUGUUUUACUACGCCUGGCAGUACGCGCCUACAGUUGCCUGGUUCAUCACAAACAUGUUGGGCAGAAAAAGGGUGCAGAAUUUCAAAGCUGGCCUGGAUGCAGACUCUGGAUACUUCAUCAAGCCUAAGACUUCCUGAAAGUCACAUCCUCAAUAGGAAACGUUUAUUGCAUUCCUAAUUAUUGACCUGGAAAAUGAUGUGGGGUUUUACUGCAAUAUUUUGGAGUCUUUAGAGCUUUCUUCCCAGGGCAUGGCAGGGUGACAAAAAUACGUACCUUUCUAUUUUGCUGUGUUUUCAUCAGGUUAAGUAAAUUGUAUAUUUUACUGUCGUGUAACAGCUUAAGAUUAUGUGAACUUCUGGUCAGGUUAAGGAUUCCAUGUAGGAAUGAAGCAAUUGCAUUGACCUUUUGAUUGUUUAAUAAAACUGAGUUUAAAUCAA